CCCUUAGCCAAUCUCAAGCAAAAGAUACACCAAAAUCUUUAUCCAGUCCCUCCAAACAGGGUUCAAAGAAAUCCCCCACAAAAAGGAUUUCGAAAUUAAACACAAACAGUUAGGGUAUUUUCCAAACACAGCAAAUCUUCACUGUACAAAAACAAUCUACAGAAUAUCUGCAACUGUUUACAGACAGCGAAAUGAGAUUAUUUGAAGCGCAGAGCAGAGAGAGUGAAACAUUAAACCAUAAAAACUGAGUGAAGUAGUUGAACCCUGAACUUAAAACAAAAAUAAACCCUAGAUUUUGAUUUUUCUAUUGUAAUUUUGUAGUUUAUUUUCACUGUAAUUUUUUUUUUUUUUUUUACAUUUUGAUACUGUGAUUGUGCUGGGUUGAUGUUGAUAUAAGAUAAAAGAGUUAUCAAUUAAGAAAACGACUUGAUCCAACAGCAAAACAAAAAUUCAUCAGAUUUUAAAUUCAAUUUUCUUUUUUAUCAUUUAAAGUAAGCAAAACAAAACCCAGAACCAAUCCUGAAAAGUUUUGCAGCAAAAACAAGUACAAACGGGAAAUUUUCUGGCAGACUCUCUCUGAAUCGAAAUCUCUGGUGAUGGUGAUGAUGAUUUCUUUUUCAGUAUUAUUGGUUUUGAUUUGAUGCAAGAAGGAAAGAAGAAGACAUUUGUUUGUAAGUUUGUGUGAUUUUUUUUUAUUGGGUGAAAGUUUUUCUGAACAUACAAAAAUGUCAUUUCAAGAAGAAGGAGAAGAACAGUGAAAAGUUUGACUGUCUUGUCUUUUGAUUUGAUUUGGUUUUUGGCUGAUUUCAUUUAGAGGAAGAAUCUUCAUAAAGUUUUCGUGUUCAUCUUACCUCACUUCAAUUGUUCUGAAGAAUGUCACUGUGAAAGUCUUCUGGUAUUUGGAGAAGAGAUUACUAUUCAACUUACUAUUUUUAGAAGAUUUUUUUGGAAGUAAAAAAGGGAAACAGGGGGUUUUACAGAGGGGAGUUGUUGAAUUAUAAGACAGAAGAAGAAAAGUUUAAUGUCUUUUCUAUAAAGAGAAGCCACAGUUCUUUCUUCCAAUUUUUAUUAUGAUGUUUGUGGGAUUGGAAAGGCUGUAAGAGAUUUUUGUAAGUGAAAGGGUUAUUAUUAUUUUUUGGGAUUUGAUCAAAUGAAUAUUCAACAGAAAAGAGGGAAACAAAAGGGGGGGUGUUCUACUUCUUCUGCUGAUGUUGUUGUUAGUGAGAAAGUUGUAGUUGCAGUUAAAGAAUCUAAAGAAAUACCAAGAACUGCACUUGUUUGGGCUUUAACUCAUGUUGUUCAACCUGGGGAUUGUAUUACUCUUUUGGUUGUUGUUCCUGCUCAUACUUCAGGUAGAAAAUGGGGCUUUCCAAGAUUCACUGGUGACUGUGCCAGUGGGCAUCGAAGGUCUUCUGCAGGGACCAGUAUAGAGCACAAGUGUGAUAUUUCAGAUACAUGCUCCCAGAUGAUGCUUCAGCUGCAUGAUGUGUAUGAUCCAAACAAGAUAAAUGUCAAGAUAAAGAUUGUUUCUGGAUCACCUUGUGGAGCGGUUGCUGCAGAAGCUAAGAGAACUCAAGCUAACUGGGUCGUACUGGAUAGACAGCUUAAACCUGAGGAGAAACGUUGCAUGGAAGAGCUGCAAUGUAAUAUUGUGGCUAUGAAACGUUCCCAUCCAAAAGUACUUCGCUUAAAUUUGGUUGGAUCGCCUAAGAAGAACCUUGAAGGAGCUGGCUUAGUUCCUUCUGAGCUAGUGGAUUCACCUGAAGGACAUCCAGAAAACAAGGAUGGUACAUUGAAGACCAUUCGAGGUCCAGUUGUGACACCGUCCAGUAGUCCUGAACUUGGGACACCAUUCACUGCAACUGAAGUUGGAACAUCUUCAGUAUCAAGUUCAGAUCCAGGAACUUCUCCAUUUUUCAUCUCGGAAGUUAAUGGUGACCUGAAGAAAGAGGAGUCAUCAGUCUCACAAGAACACCGGCAUGGUGAUGAAACUAGCUCAGACACUGACAGUGAAAAUUCAAGCCAUCCCUCGACCAGUUUUGGAUUCCAACCAUGGAUGACAGAAAUGCUUAGUUCCAAUCGUCAAACAUCAAAGCAACUAGAAGAAAAUUCGCACAGACUCCGUGAUAAAACUCAAACUUCCACUGCCAAAGCCUUGCUGGAGAAAUUCUCUAAACUUGACCGUGAAGCGGGAAUAGAAUCGAUGAACUAUAGGUCAGAUAACGACUACAAUGGAAACGUAAGAGAAGCAGUUUCUCUAGCAAGGAAUGCACCUCUAGGUCCACCACCUCUUUGCUCAAUAUGCCAACACAAGGGACCUGUAUUUGGGAAACCACCAAGGUGGUUUAGCUAUGCUGAGUUGGAACUUGCAACAGGUGGAUUUUCGCAAGCAAAUUUCUUGGCUGAAGGUGGGUUUGGAUCUGUCCACAGGGGAGUCCUACCAGAUGGCCAGUCUGUUGCCGUUAAGCAACACAAAUUGGCUAGUUCUCAAGGGGAUCAAGAGUUUUGUUCAGAAGUUGAGGUUCUAAGUUGUGCACAGCACCGAAAUGUUGUCAUGCUCAUUGGAUUCUGCGUAGAGGAGAAAAGAAGGUUGCUGGUUUAUGAAUAUAUUUGCAAUGGGUCAUUGGAUUCUCAUCUUUACGGACGUAAUCGAAAUCCAUUAGAAUGGUCGGCACGGCAAAAAAUUGCAGUUGGAGCUGCUCGUGGAUUGCGAUACCUCCAUGAAGAGUGUAGAGUGGGUUGUAUCGUCCAUCGUGAUAUGCGUCCCAACAAUAUACUUAUCACACAUGAUUUUGAACCACUGGUGGGAGAUUUUGGCCUUGCAAGGUGGCAGCCAGAUGGAGACCUGGGAGUAGAAACCAGAGUAAUUGGAACAUUUGGGUACCUGGCUCCAGAAUAUGCACAAAGUGGUCAAAUUACCGAAAAAGCUGAUGUAUACUCUUUCGGAGUGGUUUUAGUAGAGCUUGUUACAGGACGCAAAGCUGUUGACAUCAACCGGCCUAAGGGUCAGCAAUGCCUUACUGAAUGGGCACGCCCUUUGCUAGAAGACUAUGCUGUUGAUGAAUUGGUGGACCCACGGUUGGCCAACCGUUAUUCAGAACAAGAGGUUUAUUGCAUGCUGCAUGCUGCGUCGCUGUGCAUUCGCCGUGAUCCCCAUGCAAGGCCUCGCAUGUCUCAGGUGCUACGAAUUUUGGAGGGUGACAUGUUGAUGGACUCAAAUUUCUGUUCGACACCUGGAUACGAUGCUGGAAACAGGAGUGGGAGACUUUGUCCAGAGCAACAACAGCAGCAGCAGCAGCAACAACAACAUUAUAGUGGUCCGCUUUCAAAUGAGGCAUCAUCAGAGGGAUUAAGCGGGAAAUUCUCCUACGAGGCGCUGAAAAUGGCUUAUUGGGAAAGAGAGAAUGCAAGAAGAAGGGGUUCUUGUGACGAAGAUCUAUGAUCAAUUGUCUCAUAAUAGAUAGAUUAUAUAUGUAAUACAUAAGAUGCAGGUCCUUGUUUUUUGUUUUGCUUCCUCUAUGCCUAUUUUUUUAAAGCAAUAGGAAGAAGAAAUAUAUAUAUAUAUAUAUAAGGGUUAUAUGUAGAGUGAAGGGAGGAGUAACUGUUGUUACAAAUGGCAAUGUAGAAACGGUUUAAUGUUUCUUGUUUUGUGAAUGAAGCUAGAAUCAUUUAGGAGUUUUCGUUCAA
Papaver somniferum (opium poppy) is the source of this 3687-nucleotide messenger RNA. RefSeq names its product inactive protein kinase SELMODRAFT_444075-like. Gene Ontology annotation, molecular function: ATP binding; protein kinase activity. The transcript is spliced from 9 exons. The record is from RefSeq and is a predicted model, not a curated record. NCBI's taxonomy places the organism in Eukaryota, Viridiplantae, Streptophyta, Magnoliopsida, Ranunculales, Papaveraceae. Bases 1151 to 3442 code for a protein of 763 amino acids. Gene Ontology annotation, biological process: protein phosphorylation.